Hydra vulgaris (swiftwater hydra) is the source of this 1068-nucleotide messenger RNA. NCBI's taxonomy places the organism in Eukaryota, Metazoa, Cnidaria, Hydrozoa, Anthoathecata, Hydridae. The record is from RefSeq and is a predicted model, not a curated record.
CGUUUGCAAAAGAUCUUGUCGUUAAAAAUUACUAUCAAGAAGAAAGAAAAGAAAAUGCAAGUUAAGAGUUUAUCUGACAUUUCUGAGAUAGACAAAAAUAUUAAAAACAAGUUUCGCUGGAAUUGGCUUCAAGAGAAAGACUAUAAUGAUGAGCAUUAUUCAGCCUAUAUUACAAAGAUAAAUAAAGCCGGAGCGGUACGAUGUACAAUAUGUAAUAAAGACUUUUAUUAUGGAAGUGAAGGUAAAAAAUCUUUACUCAGCCACUCAAAGUCUAAAAUGCAUCGUCAAAGCUGCGCAAUGAUUAAGUCCAACGAAGCCAUACCGUCGUCAUUUUUUACUAAUUUAAAAAAAACAGAUAUGUGCAUAUUGCCAUAUGGCACUCCGGAUAACGUGCAUAUUGGCAGUACUUGCACAAAAAGAGUAAAGCCUACCAUUAAACCUAUUGUAAGUUUUAGAGACAGGACAUCAAAUGCAGAAGCUAUGACACUCGCAUUUAUUUGUGAACACAAUCUUCCAAUAUCUUUAACAUCCCAUAUGAUUGAAUACGCAAAGGAAAUGUCUAAAGAUCAUUGUGUUUUAAAAAAUUCGAAAAUGUUCAGAACAACUGCUUCGUAUAAGCUUCGAGAAGGAUUAGGUGAAGCUUUUCAUGCUAAGCUUGUUUUUGAUAUGAAAAUAAAAAUGUUCUCCCUUAACAUAGAUGAGUGCUUCUCGGCAAAAAAUGAGAAGGUUCUCAGUAUACUCGUAGCAUAUUUUUGCGACAAAACUAAUAAAGUUGUAUUAAAGCACUACGCGUCAUUAUCGCUUGUUACGGUAAAUGCCGAAAGUCUUUUUAAUGCUGUUAUUCAUUUAUUUAACAAAGACGCAAUUCCAUUAAGUAAUCUUGUUUCCAAUUUAUCAGAUUCUACCAAUUAUAUGAGAGGAAAAAUCAGUGGGUUUGAAACAAGGUUAAGAAAAGCGGUUCCUCACUUACUUGAUAUUGAUGGUGAUAUUUGUCACAUACAACACUCCAAAGCAAAGGGUUUGUCAUCGAUGGUUGUCUGUUUUAGAUUGCACUCUUCCUAUGCUUGA